Molecule: messenger RNA, 4265 nt
Organism: Schistosoma curassoni
Lineage: Eukaryota; Metazoa; Platyhelminthes; Trematoda; Strigeidida; Schistosomatidae
Source: the annotation of a GenBank genome assembly
CUGGUUUUCAAUGACGUAACAAGCCGUUAGUAAUCAACAAAUGUCAUUACGAUUUUCGAGUUUUAAAGCAACCAAGUUUAACUUAUUACCAGUCCUUCUCUAGCUGCAGUUUGAUCCUUACGAGUCGACUGCUCUACAUUUCUCACACUUAGAUGAUGUAGUGACUCAAUUUUUAUCAUUUUUCACUUAUUACUCCGGUUUAUCAAGUGGUUGUUAUAUUCGUCAUAUUUAUGCCCAAUAACUGAGGACAAAUAAACUGAACUAAAAAUUAGAAUAAAAGUGUUUUUGAGUGCAUAUUUAAGUGGUUGAAUAGGCUAGGAUGUACAGUAUUAAUAAACAACCAAAGUUUAAUGGGACUGAGUCGUUCUAAUUGGAUUUCAGGAAUAGUACAAUUGGUUUAACACGUAAAUAGACCGUUUUGUGAUUAAAUAAAAUUCAUAUUGACACUGUGACUUGGAACCUCUCGCAAUUGUACUGUAGUAAAUUCGUCCAUGACUACAUUAGAAUAGUCUAACCUGCGGUGUACUGAGAUAAAUUCGAUCUAUCCAGAGUGUUCAUAGAUAAAUAAACAGACAGAAAGACAGAUAAAACGACUGUCAGACAGAGAGAUAGAUAUGCUUGCAACCAAACAAAGUAAUGCUCAAGGGAUUUCGAAUCAGUUACACAACUGAGCACAAAAUUAACCAAUGGUACUAAAUUAAUUCACUUAAUAGUCAUAUGUCCAGUUAGAUAUCAUACUUCAAAAUUAGUGCAGCUAUGUUCAUUUAAAAUGUCUGUAUUCAAUAUCAUAGUGAUCUUACUUAACUGAAAAAUAUAAAAAUCAACUUAAUGUAUUUCAAUUAGUCUUUAAAAUCUUCAUUAAUAUUACUUUAAAGUAUCUUUGGGUAACGGAAUUAUCAAGCAAAACAACCAUUAAUACUUCUCUUUUUUCUGCUGUUUUUUCAGCAACAUCAAAUUUUAUUCACAAUCAUGUUUUAAAAAGUUGAGAAUUAUUUUACUCACUAACUGAGGUGGCUGGAACAUGUAUUACUCUUACAUGACCACCCACCUCAACGAGCGAAAUUUUCCGAUUCAAGAGUUGCUUGUAAGAAUGCUGGGAGUAACCAAGCCAAAAUAUUUGCAUCAUUACACGAAGCCGCUAACAGACGUGUUUGGUUAGGUUAAGAGGUUCAGAUCAUUUAGUUGAGUCAGCCCGACUGGAGAAACUGACUGACAUUAUAUUGCAUUGGGCAGUGUCCAAAUAACUGAUAUUGAUACACAGUCUGUUGCACGCUAACCCUCCAACUGAUUACUUGGGCGAGAACACACGAGUGAGCAAGAUAGUGUAUAGAGCUACCGAAUUAAAUCCCAAGUACUAACUCAUAUAUAUAUAAUAUAUAUAUAUAUAGCCCUCUAUCCUUAGAAACUUGACAUGUUUUUUUAGCCAAUGAAAUGCACUCACUUCUGAUUGGCUCUCUAUAUUACAUGUCUCAGGUUGGGGUUCGACUGUACAAAUGCACUCAUUCUUUUCAUCUGCCAGAUUUCGAGCAAUAAAUUUACCGCAUCUUUUUCUAUUUCAUCGAUUUAUUCUCUCUUCACACAUCAUGCUGUCUAUUCCUAAACUCUUCUACUAUUACUGACCGAUUCUUACUUUUACUUUUAUGGAUUUGUCUUGGCAAUUUUAUCAUUCUGUGAAAAUGUUAGAAAACUUAUGUCAAUACACGUCUAUGCAAGAUUCUGUAUCUGAUCAACCAAGUGACAAUCGAAAAUAGGCUUCUGUUAGCUGUUUACGUUAGGGUUCGCUGCUAAAUUCCUUACAUAGUUAUGGUAGCAAAUUACCAUGCAAAAAGCUCGUGAGUUAAUUUUCUCUUGCAGCUCAGUCAAUCCCGGUACUCACUCUUUUCGAAAUAAACUUUUGAUAUUUAAUUUUCCAGGUUUUCAUUUCCACUACAUUGUUUCCUUUUUCUGUUCAUUUUUAAAAUUUAUCAUGUUACGCUAUCGAAGUAUGGUAAAUUUGGACAACGAAAACCUGUUGUUGGCUCUUAAUGAAUAAAUGUUUAGACUUCUAUAAGCAUAUAAGUACCUAUACAGACAAUUAUUCAGUGAUCCGAUUAUAUUCAUGCAAGCUAAUAGAUCACAUUAGGUUUAUCUGUACCAUCUUGCUAAGUGAUCCAAACUUUACUUUAAGAAGGUUCUAUUAUGAAACUAAAGUUGCAAAGAAGCUUCCAUAUCAAUAUAAGAACAAAUUACUCCAAUAAUGAUUUACUGUGCUUAAUAUGUUUAACUAUCAGGCUUCUAACGAUUAACUUACAUGUUCGGAACCCAUUUAUCCACUUCGAAUUUGGUAAAGAGCAAGGUGUGACACAAACUCCACCACACUUUGUCUCAAAAAGGUUUACUCCACCAAUCCUAGCAGUUGACUAAAUAAAUUCCUAGUCAGAUCUUAGCCAAAUUUAGAAACUCAAGAUUUCAAUUUGUAAUUUUUUUAUGCGUUGACGCUAAUAUUUACUUUCCAACGGUUAUUUGUUCAGGUAGAACAAUUAACUCAGUCAAUUAAAGAAGAACACGACAAAUUUAGAUAUGAAGCUGAUGCAAAACGGUUGUUAAUAUCGGAAAUUAAUGCAAUGAGAAUGCAGUUUGAUGAAAGUGAAGGGGUAUCUAGGCAAAUACAAAGUAAAACUAACCGACAAGAUGAUCCAGUCUUGUUGAAAAUCGCACUAGAGCAAGCAAGAAAAGCUCAGUCAGCUUCUGAAUUUGAAGUGGUUCGACUGAAAGCUGAAUACGUGAAUGUUAUGCCUAAAAGUCGGUAUGAUGCCUUAUUUGAAGAAAAUAAUAAAAUAAAAAACGAUUAUGACAUGAAGAUUAAAGAAAAUGAGGAAUUAAAUGAAUCUUUGGAACUUCUAAAAAAUCAAUUAAAUGAAGUUAUGAAACAACGUGAUCAAUCAGAAAUAACAGUUCAACAGUUACAAAGAGUAUCAACACCGAGACCGGAAUGGAAUGAAGUUGGACGCAAAUUACCUGGAGGUUUAACUCGAUGGUUGGAAGAAACUGCGUCAAUGUCAUCUCAAGAGAAAAUGCAUUUCCUUGUCAAUCAGGUGACAGCACGAAAUUCUGAAAACAUCAAAUUCAAUUUAAAUGCAUACAUAAAGGAAGAACUGAAUUUUGUUCCAUCAUUUUUACAAACGACUGGAGCUGAUGUUAUAAUAUCCAGAUCAAUACAACUUCGAGAUUGUUUAUUAUUGACACAUGAAGUUUGGAAAGCUAGGAAGAAUGAAAAAGAUUCAUUGAAGGAACAUUCUGUAGAACGAAGACGAUCACUUGCAUCGAGACGACUUUCGCAGAUGAAAAUUCAAUCAAAAUUACCGACAAUUGUUCAAAAUGUAUCAAAAGCAUUUGAUGAAUUUCUAUGUAAUUUCUUUAAACAAAUUUAUGGUAUUGAACAAAUACGUAUUGAAUGGGUAUAUGGUUUUUAUGAAAUGUUAAUCAAAGAAAAUAAUAAUUAUAAACUUAAUGAAUUAAGAAUGAUUAUUGAAAAUAAGAUGGAUGAAGAAUGUCAUUGGCACUUGGAAUCAUGGAUACUAUUUAUUAAAGAACAAAUACUAAUAUUUAUUGAUAGCAGUAAUAAUAGUUCAGUCAUAAUGCCGACUACUGAAAACUCUGAAGAAAAACAAAAAGUAAUCUUAAAACAAACUUUACAUGAAGCGCUAUUAAAUAUAUUCAGUCAGCAAGAUUUAAACAACUUAAAUAUCAUAAUUGAAUCAGCUGAAGAGUAUGCAAGUUUACAAAUAAAAGACUCAUCUCCAAAAUCGUUAACAAAUAUGGAUGAAGGCGAAAGCAAAGAUAAUGACAAUAUACAAACUAAUUUACAGAAUAUGCUUGAUUUUAACAAAUUAUUCGAUAAUGUACAUGAUGAAGACUUCAAUCCAUUCUUAAAAGAAUUAAUUUCAAUAUAUAAACACUUAAAAGCAACAUUUGUCAAUGGAAUUGUCACCGAACUUCAGAAGUUAAACAGAUCAGAUGGAGUACAAUCCAACAACGUAACAUCAGUUCAAGUAAAGCAUGCGAUCGAAUGCAUAGCUCCAUCCACUGCUGUCACAUUGAAUGUAAGACCAAAAAGUGGGAAACCCAUCACAACACAACAGCAACAGUAUACACUAUCGAUUGAUAUCGAAUCAAGUUUAGAAUGGUUGUUUAAAAUUAAUCCAAAUGAUUCACCAUUACAAUCUAUACCUUUGAAUCAGUUAACAACACGUCUUGAAGGAUGCAAUCUGUUUUUUAGAAACUAG